UCCACUGCCUACGCUCUCUUCGCUCCAUCUCUCGUCUUGCUGCCAUUGAUCUACGUGUCUUCUGCCAUUCCCAUUACCUUAUAAUUAUCACGACCUCAGCCUCCACGUACCCGCAACCGCCGACCUCGGCUCCCACCAACCUCACCACAUCCAUCCCACAAUGAACGCAACCAAGGUCCUCCAGGCUGGCCGCCAGCCCUUGAUCCGCUUCUUGGGCAAGCGCACCACCCCCAGUCACAUCGACCACACCCCUCAGGCCCACCCAGCCUCCCCAACACACUCGCUUCCCGAGUCCUUCGCCAGCUACCGCCAGAAGGCACAGCAGCAUGGCCCCCUGAAUCAGUCCAGGGACUACUCCAGCGGCGUCGGCAGCACCCCGGGUUCUUCGCUGGGCCCCGUUGAGGCGGGCAAGGGCUUCUACUUCGAUCGUUCCGAGCUUCCCGCGCGCUUCCAGCGCAUGACUUGGUCUCAGGCUGAGAUCGAUGCCAUCGAGUCUGGCGGUGCUAGCAUGUUCGCAUAGAUGAAAAGCACGAUGAGCAAUGAACUCGGCACGCCAGGAUGUGUCGAUACUAUACAUACGUCACAGGCGUCAGGAUAGCUGGCGGACCACGAGAGAGAAUGAGUGCUCCAGCACGGCGGAGCUUAGGCGAACGACUUGAACACAAAAGCGAGAUUUACUGCAAUUGCUUGCGUACUAUACCCUUCAAGACCGACAUCUGGGAUGAGGAACUGCUAGGAAAGGCUAGGAUUUGGGAGGAC
This is a messenger RNA of Boeremia exigua, 759 nucleotides long. RefSeq lists its product as uncharacterized. The record is from RefSeq and is a predicted model, not a curated record. The transcript is spliced from 2 exons. Lineage: Eukaryota; Fungi; Ascomycota; Dothideomycetes; Pleosporales; Didymellaceae. The coding region runs from base 161 to 520 and encodes 119 amino acids. Gene Ontology annotation, biological process: 2-oxoglutarate metabolic process.